GCGAGACUAGAACUCACAGUCUCUCGGUUUCUAGCCUGAUAGACUAACCACGACACCAUGGCUCUCUUUCAUUUGGUAGCCGCUGAAAAUGCCUUCCGAGCAUUGAUGGGCUGGAGUCCCUCAGCUACACGGCUCGCUGUUCUCCAGCCAGGGAGAAGAACCAGACAUAAGGACUGACAUUGCACGAGGGCUGACGGGAUACUAGGCAGGAAGGAGGAAACAGCUGGGGACUGUAUCCCCCCGGCCUGCUGCCAGAUCCAUCAGGGGAAUUCAUCGUUCCAGGCCUUUGCACAGUGAAGGCUGCUAGGAUCAGUCCUCAGCGUCUUCAGAGUAAACACUGCCCCGCUGGAGGAUGGAGAUUUCUUCCCACCAGUUCCACCUCCUGCAGCAGCUGAACGAGCAGCGCCAGCAGAACCUAUUCUGCGACUGCCACAUCCUGGUGGAGGGGAAGGUCUUCAAGGCCCACCGCAAUGUCCUCUUCGCAAGCAGCGGCUACUUCAAGAUGCUCCUCUCCCAGUGCGCCAAGGAAGCCAGCCAGCCGACCACUGCCACCUUCCAGGCGUUUUCUCCAGAAACAUUUUCGGUGAUUCUGGACUUCGUGUAUUCGGGCAAACUCUCCCUGACUGGCCAGAACGUGAUUGAGGUGAUGUCGGCAGCCAGCUUCCUGCAGAUGACCGACGUCAUUAGCGUUUGUAAGACCUUCAUAAAAUCGUCCCUGGACAUCAGCGAGAAGGAAAAAGACCGCUACUUUAGCCUCUCGGACAAAGAAGUGAACUCCAACGGGGUGGAGCGCUUGUGCUUGUACAGUGCUGGCUGGAGGUCGGAGGCCAGUCCGCCCCAUUCCCACUUAAGCCCCGACCAAGGGACGUGCGUGGUGGGCAGCAACUCUUGGGCCAAUUUCAGCUAUUACCCGUCUGCCCCCAGAGCCGCCCAGCCCCUCUCCAAACACGACCAAAGACAAGAGCCCCUGAAGAAAAGCAGGCACAUAGGGCUGCCCCAGCCUGCAGACGUGCCCCCCUACAAAUCGAGCAAACUGGAAGACCGGGCUUCUGAGCAGGCAAGCCGCCCUCCUCCGUCCGAAGAGGACCUGCAGAUCGACUCGGAAGGGGACUCCUGUCCCGCAGGGUACCAGUACGUGCAGGGGUCGGACGCGGUGCCCAGAGGACUGGCUGCCUCUCAGCACGAGCACGAUUCUCCCCACUCCGCCAGCAAGUCGAAGUCUUCCAAAGCUGAAGAUCAGUACCCCAGCAUGCCCUCGGUCUUGGGGGUCAUGGGGAACUGGGCCGAGGAUGACCUCCCGAGGAUGAGGUUCAAAUGCCCCUUCUGCACUCACGUGGUGAAACGGAAAGCGGACCUGAAGCGACACCUUCGCUGCCACACGGGAGAGCGGCCGUAUCCGUGCGAAGCCUGCGGGAAAAGAUUCAGUAGGCUGGAUCAUUUGAGCAGCCACUUCCGAACGGUAACCUUUCUUCCUUCCUUUUGUUUUUUUGACGUUCUGCUUUAAGACGGCACCCUUUCCUCCUGCUGGCUAGGAAUUCUGGGAGUUGUAGUGA
Python bivittatus (Burmese python) is the source of this 1553-nucleotide messenger RNA. The record is from RefSeq and is a predicted model, not a curated record. NCBI's taxonomy places the organism in Eukaryota, Metazoa, Chordata, Lepidosauria, Squamata, Pythonidae.